Messenger RNA from Chrysochloris asiatica (Cape golden mole), 1962 nucleotides. It is a transcript of the gene EPM2AIP1, whose product is annotated as EPM2A (laforin) interacting protein 1. NCBI's taxonomy places the organism in Eukaryota, Metazoa, Chordata, Mammalia, Afrosoricida, Chrysochloridae. The transcript has a single exon. Bases 78 to 1919 code for a protein of 613 amino acids. Gene Ontology annotation, biological process: positive regulation of glycogen biosynthetic process; response to insulin; positive regulation of glycogen (starch) synthase activity. The record is from RefSeq and is a predicted model, not a curated record.
GAGCAGAGGGGUUGCUUGGCUCUUGCUUCUGCUCCCCCCCCCUCUCCUUGCUGCCGCCCUCAGGUCGGCCCUGUUCUAUGGCCUCCAACGAUAUGUGGAUGACGCCCAAAAGGAACAAGAUGGAAGUCGACGAAUCUCGUGUUUUCCGGCCUGAGUGGACCCAGCGUUACUUGGUGGUGGAGCCUCCCGAGGGCAACGGGGCCUUGUGCCUGGUCUGUCGCCGCCUUGUCGUAGCUACCCGCGAACGCGACGUCAGGCGGCACUACGAGGCCGAGCACGAAUACUAUGAUCGGUAUGUGGCGGAGGGCGAGCGCGCGGCCCUAGUGGAGCGUCUGCGUCAGGGCGAUCUCCAGGUGGUCUCUCAGCUCACUCCGGAAGAGAGAGCUGCUCGUGCAGGCCUCGGGCUCGCCCGCCUUUUGGCCUUGAAGGGUCGCAGCUGGGGAGAGGGGGACUUUGUGUACCAGUGCCUGGAAGUGAUAUUGAGAGAGGUGCUGCCAGACCACGUAGGCGUCCUGGAGGGUAUUGAUUUAUCUCCAGAAAUCACUGGGCAGAGGAUCCUGAACAUUGACAGGAAUCUAUGCAAUCAGCUUUUUAACCGAGCCAGGGACUUUAAAGCCUAUUCCCUUGCUUUGGACGACCAAGCUUUUGUGGCCUAUGAGAACUACCUCCUGGUCUUUCUCCGCGGCGUGGGCCACGACUUGGAGGUGCAGGAGGAGCUUCUGACCAUCGUCAACCUGACUCAUCACUUCAGUGUGGGUGCCCUGAUGACUGCAAUCCUAGAGGCCCUGCAGACAGCUGGGCUUAGCUUGCAGCGAAUGGUUGGACUGACCACGACCCACACUUUGAGGAUGAUUGGUGAGAACUCAGGAUUGGUCUCCUACAUGAGAGAAAAGGCUGUAAGCCCCAACUGUUGGAAUGUUAUUCAUUAUUCAGGAUUUCUUCACUUGGAACUACUGAGCUCCUACGAUGUAGAUGUUAAUCAGAUUAUAAAUACUAUAUCCGAAUGGAUAGUCUUGAUUAAGACCAGAGGCGUUAGGCGACCCGAGUUUCAGACUUUACUGAUGCAGUCUGAGUCAGAGCAUGGUGAAAGGGUUAAUGGACGAUGUCUGAACAAUUGGCUUCGAAGAGGGAAAACGUUAAAACUAAUCUUCUGCCUAAGAAAAGAGAUAGAGGCAUUCUUGGUUUCAAUAGGGGCCACCACAGUCCACUUCACAGACAAGCAGUGGCUUUGUGACUUUGGCUUUUUAGUGGAUGUUAUGGACCACCUUCGCCAACUCAGCGAAGAGUUGCGAGUUAGUAAAGUCUUUGCUGCUGCUGCUUUUGACCAUAUUUGUAAUUUUGAAGUUAAGCUGAAUUUACUUCAGAGACACAUUGAGGAAAAAAAUCUGACACACUUUGCUGCCUUCAGAGAAGUUGUUGAUGAGCUUAAACAGCACCUUAAAGAUGAUCAGAAAAUAUUUGAACCUGACAGAUACCAAGUAGUGAUCUGUCGCUUACAAAAGGAAUUUGAGAGACAUUUCAAGGACCUCAGAUUCAUUAAAAAGGACUUAGAACUUUUCUCAAAUCCAUUUAACUUUAAACCUGAACAUGCACCCAUCUCAGUAAGGAUGGAGCUAACAAAACUACAGUCAAAUACCGAUCUUUGGAAUGAAUACACGAUCAAAAACUUGAGACAGUUCUAUGCUGGAUUGUCUGCUGAGACUUACCCAAUUAUCAAAGGGGUUGCCUGUAAAGUGGCAUCCUUGUUUGAUAGUAACCAAAUCUGUGAAAAGGCCUUUUCAUAUUUGACUCAAAAUCAGCAUACUUUGAGCCAGCCAUUGACAGAUGAGCAUCUCCGAGCCCUGUUUCGGAUUGCCACAACUGAAAUGGAGCCCCAUUGGGAUGAUCUUCUAAGAGGAAGAAAUGAGUCUAAUCCAUAAACUUUUGUAGUACAAUAAUGAAAAACGCUAGGAAAUCAAUUCU